AUGGCUUUCCAUUCCCACUCCGUAUCUCACAAGGUGAUUUUCUGGGCUUUGGUGAUUGCUGUUGCUGCUGUUGCGAUCACUCCAUCGGCCGUUCUCGCCACGAAGAUAACCGUUGGUGGAGACAAGGGCUGGACGAAAGGCUUCGAUUACCAGGGUUGGGCACAGAGCACCAAAUUUCACGCAGGCGACAAGCUUUUUUUCAAGUACCCGAAGGGCGUACACAAUGUGUAUAAGGUGAACCAAAAGCAGUUCCAGAACUGCGACAUCGCAUCGGCCACGAAGAAGUACACUUCUGGAGGGGACACCAUUACAUUAAAGAGCGGAACAAGUUGGUUUAUCUGUGGCGUAGGAGAUCACUGCAGGAAUGGUCAAAAGCUCGUCGUCAAUGUCAAUUAA
Linum tenue is the source of this 396-nucleotide messenger RNA. NCBI's taxonomy places the organism in Eukaryota, Viridiplantae, Streptophyta, Magnoliopsida, Malpighiales, Linaceae. The record is from the annotation of a GenBank genome assembly.